AUGAAACAACCUCAAAUGCAACACAAAAGUUGGUUAUAAUUGCAGAGAUUUGAAGAGUACGAAACGAAUAAAAAAAAAUACCUUGAAAAGGAACAAGAAUUGAAAUUCAAGGGUUAAGAUUAAAACGCUCAACAAAAGCAAAUUAAUUGGAUUGGAGACAUACAUGAAAGAUAAACCCUAUUGCAGAAGGCCAAAUGGAAGUGGAUAGAGGAGUAGAAGAAACAGUUGGAAUAGAAAAGAGAGAUGCAUCAAUUGGAAGGAGCCACAUUUCAUCCGUAAAUUUUGAAUAAGGAUUAAAGAAUACGCACUCCUGAACAAUUCUAUAAAGAUAAUAUAGAUUAUAAAAAUAAAACUGAAAAACAAAUAUAGCAAUUAAUUAAGUAAAAGGAAGACUCAAUUAAUAACAGAAGUUGUUCUCCUAAACUAAACAAAAAGUCGGUAUAGAUGGUUGCGCAACCCUUUUAUGAUAGAUUGAAAGAUAAAUAGUUAGAGAAAGAAUAGAAUUUAUUAAAAAUUAAAAGCAGCAUUACACCCUCGUUCAGUCCUUAAAUAUUUUCUCGAAACUUUUAGAGUCGCUAAACCUAUCAAACUGUUCAACAAUUUGCCAAUUAGAAUUCAAGCAAAAAUAAAACAUUUGAAAUGGAUUUGGAAAAUGUUAAAAGUGAUUAUAAAACUUUCACAUUUUUUGAAGACAUAAGGAGAUUCUAGCAUUCCCCAUCAGAAAAUUGUCAAUAGAAUGUGGAGAAAAUAACCAAAAAUCUGCUGUUAUUAACUGAAAACAGUUAAAUCUUAAAUGCAUAAUAGAGUCCGUAAUAAUGUACGGCCAAAAAGCAAUAGAGAUCUGUAAGUCCUUUAAAAUCGAUUAUGUCAAAAACCACCUAAAAAAAUUACUUUAAAAAAUGA
This is a messenger RNA of Paramecium tetraurelia, 903 nucleotides long. RefSeq lists its product as uncharacterized. The transcript has 2 exons. The record is from RefSeq and is a predicted model, not a curated record. NCBI's taxonomy places the organism in Eukaryota, Ciliophora, Oligohymenophorea, Peniculida, Parameciidae.